AUGCAGAAAGGUUUCGGCUGCCAUGAAUACAAUUUGUUCAGCAGCGAGGAGACUGUUGAUGGUAUGCAACCCCUCUUCUGGUCUGGCGUGAUGAUCCAUGACUCGGAACCUAUCGGUUUCUGGAAAGCCAAAUCAAGCAGAUAUGCAAACCUCAAUUCGGCUAUCAAGGCAUUUGAGGAGCUAAAGGGAAUAGCUCCUUACGAGUUCCGAGCAAAGUUCGGUUGUGAUUGUCGUGAGGCACUUGCUGGCGGUGAUCAUGAUGGCACAGCCUGA
Molecule: messenger RNA, 273 nt
Organism: Aureobasidium musti
Lineage: Eukaryota; Fungi; Ascomycota; Dothideomycetes; Dothideales; Saccotheciaceae
Source: the annotation of a GenBank genome assembly